Molecule: messenger RNA, 6046 nt
Organism: Stegostoma tigrinum
Lineage: Eukaryota; Metazoa; Chordata; Chondrichthyes; Orectolobiformes; Stegostomatidae
Product: zinc finger protein 721-like
Exons: 11
Coding region: 980-4996 (1338 amino acids)
Biological process (GO): regulation of DNA-templated transcription
Molecular function (GO): RNA polymerase II cis-regulatory region sequence-specific DNA binding; DNA-binding transcription factor activity, RNA polymerase II-specific
Source: RefSeq, a predicted model, not a curated record
AAAGUGAGUGCUGGUCGGGGGGACAGGAGGAGGUGAGAGUGGAUCUGGCAAUGGGGAGUGAGAAUGUGUAGGAUCGAGAUUUACAGCUUUUAGGGAACGAGAGAGGAUCUAAAUCUUACUGAAACUAGAACUGACUGUUCUGAAUUUCUGUCCUGCGCUAACAGUGACGACUUCUGCAAUCUCCUUCUGCAGGAAAUUAAACGGGGAGAAUUUGUGGGCAGAAAUCUCAAAACAAACAUCACUUCAUGAUCUGACAAAGUCAUCUGAUUUCUAAUUUGCACGUGAAUAUCACCUAGAAAGAGAAACCUUGGAAAAAUCCUCGAGAUCAGUGCGCUGGGAAUUCAUUGAUCAAGCGAGUGCUUCAGUAAAUUGACUGUGGACAAAGGACGUAAAGCAGUUGCACAGCUUCUAAGACAUUAACAGUGGGAAGAGACACAACAUGGGCUCUGCUCAUCAAACCUGGAGAGACACAAGGACACCUGCACCAUGGGGAAACUGCGGAGAUGUGUGAAACGUUGGGAACGUAUUCCCGACCCCAUCUGUUGCCAGAAAUGCAUGGGUGCACUCACACAGAGGAGAGGCUAUUCAUAUUCCUCAAGGAUAAAAGAAAAGAAGAAUCUGGAAACACAAAUCUCAAGCCAAGCUUCAUGUCAGAGCCUGAUGGCCAGUUGAUUCACCAGGAUGUGAAUAUUGAUGGCCUUGAAAACGAGAAGAAGGAGCAGGGUCUGUCUGUUUUGUCCACUUCAUUAGGUUUUAAACACCAGUGUGACUAGAAACACGUUGAGUGCCAGUAUUCCAGAGUAGAGACUGUGGAACAAGCUUCAACCUAUUACACAGACUGUGUGAGAGUGUUCCAGUUAUCAGAGGAUUAACCGGUAACACAGACUGAAGGAAGGAACAAAACAACAUACAUGUGGGCGGAUUUUCAAGUGAUUGUUGAACUGGGAGAGACACAAGGACACCUCCCCCCUCCCCCGUCAUGGAGAAGCCGUGGAAAUGUGGGGAAUGUGAGAACAGUUACCCUUCUCCAUCUGCGCUGGAAAUCCAUCGGCGUUUCCACACGGGGCAGAGGCCAUUCACCUGCACGCAGUGCGGGAAGGGCUUCACCCAGUCACAUCACCUCCUGAUACACCUCCGCGUUCACACGGGGGAGAAGCCGUUCAUCUGUCCCGUGUGCGGCCAAGGAUUCACCCAGUCGCACCACCUGCUGUUGCACCAGCGCAUCCACACCGGGGAGAAGCCGUUCACGUGCUCGGUGUGCGGGAAGGGCUUCACGCGGUCCUACCACCUGCUGCUGCACUUCCGCGUCCACACCGGGGAGAAACCGUUCACCUGCUCGGUGUGCGGGAACGGCUUCUGUGAUUCCUCCACCCUGCGGAAACACCGGCGGGUCCACACCAAGGAGAGGCCGUUCACCUGCCCGGUGUGCGGGAAGGGCUUCACCCAGUCAUCCAACCUGCAGACGCACCGGCGCGUGCACACCGGGGAGAGGCCGUUCGCCUGCUCCGAGUGCGGGAAGGGCUUCACCCAGUUCUCCAACCUGCUGUCACACCAGCGGGUUCACACCGGGGAGAGGCCGUUCGCCUGCCCCGUGUGCGGGAAGGGCUUCACCCAGACGUCGAACUUGCAGAAGCACCAGCGGGUCCACACCAAGGAGAAGCCGUACUCCUGCUCGGUGUGUGGGAAGCGGUUCACUCAGUCGUCCAGCCUGGUAAAGCACCAGCAACUUCACAAACUCCAUUUCCACGGCUCGCUGCUGCCAACAUUGUUGAAGACCCAUCGCACCCCGGUAAAGAUCUCUUCUGUCAGACAUAAGAGCAUCAUUGACCUCUCAUCCAAUCUGAGUCGGAUUAAGAGGACAGCUGGACCCCAGGUGAAAGCCAGAUCCAGAGCGGUCUCUGGCCUCUCCCGCAAGCGUGUUAACAUGGGGACUCAGGAUCCCUUCCCACGUCUCCAAGGUGUCUCCAAGCCAUUGCUGUCCUCGCGUUUCCUCAUUUGUGACGGCCAGUUGAGACUUUAUCAAAACACACAGACAGAGUUUCAUUUUGAUUUGCAGGAGCUGCAGCGAAAGGACAGACAGACACAGUCAGAUAGAGAGACAGACGGAGAGACAGAAGACAGAGAGAGAGAGAGAGACAAGGAUUCCCAUGUCAUGGAGAAACCAUGGAAAUGUGGGCACUGCGGGAAGGGAUUCAAAUUCCCAUCUUCGCUUGAAGGUCAUCGGCGCAGUCACACGGGGGAGAGGCCGUUCUCCUGCUCGGUGUGCGGGAAGGGAUUCACCGACUCGUCCAGCCUGCUGAGGCACCGGCGGGUCCACACCGGGGAGACGCCGUUCUCCUGCUCGGAGUGCGGGAAGCGGUUCACCCAGUCCUCCAACCUGCAGCGGCACCAGCAGGUCCACACCAAGGAGAGGCCGUUCGCCUGCUCGGUGUGCGGGAAGGGCUUCGCCCAGUCGUCCGCCCUGCUGACCCACUGGCGGGUUCACACCGGGGAGAGGCCGUUCACCUGCCCCGAGUGCGGGAAGGGAUUCACCGACUCGUCCAGCCUGUUGAGGCACCGGCGGGUCCACACCGGGGAGACGCCGUUCUCCUGCUCGGAGUGCAGGAAGCGGUUCACCCAGUCCUCCAACCUGCAGCGGCACCAGCAGGUCCACACCAGGGUGAGGCCGUUCUCCUGCCCGGUGUGCGGGAAGGGCUUCACCGACUCGUCCAGCCUGCUGAAGCACCAGAUGGUCCACACGGGGGAGACGCCGUUCACCUGCUCCGAGUGCGGGAAGGGCUUCACCCAGUCACCCAACUUCUUGGCUCACCAGCAGGUUCACACCGGGGAGAGGCCGUUCUCCUGCUCCCAGUGCGGAAAGGGCCUCAGUCAGUCCUCCAACCUGCCGCGGCACCAACAGGUUCACCUGUGUGGGGGGGUGAUGGGGAAGAGACAGGGAACCUACUACACAUUUCUCCUUCUGCAUUCAAAUGCUGAUGAUAUUCAGGCCCAGAACAAAUUUCUGCUUAUCCUCCUCAUCUACGAAUACCAUGUGCGGGACCCAGUUCGGAGCAGCGCAGUGUGGGUUCCAUGUGUGGAGCAGGCGCGGUGUGGGCUCGCUGUCCAGUGCGGGGACGCAGUUCGGAGCAUGCGCGAUGUGGGUUCCCUGUCUGGAGCAGGCGCAUUUCUCUGUGAACUGACUGUGGAUCGAGGAUCACACAGCCUGGAAAAAGAAAUCACACCGAACACUUGUUCUGAGGACACUCCCUCCAUGGAGAAGCCGUGGAAGUGUGGGGACUGUGGGAAGGUGUUCCCAACACCAUCCGCGCUGGAAACUCACCGGCGCAGUCACACGGGGGAGAGGCCAUUCACCUGCUCCGUGUGUGGGAAAGGAUUCACCCAGUCAAGCCACUUGCGCCUGCACCAGCGUGUUCACACCGGGGAAAAGCCGUUCGCCUGCUCGGCUUGCGGGAACACGUUCCGCGAUUCGGGCAGCCUGCAGAAGCACCAGCGGUUUCACACGGGGGAGAGGCCGUUCACCUGCUGCGUGUGCGGAAAGGGGUUUGGUCAGUCAUCGAGCUUGCGUCGGCACCAGAACAGUCAUGCCGACGAGAGACCUUACAAAUGCUCCGAUUGUGGGGCUGCUUUCAAAAGCUCUUGGGAUCUGAUGCUGCACCAGCGCAUUCACACCGAGGAGAGACCGUUUGGCUGCCCCCACUGCGCCAAGAGGUUUAAGACGUCGUCUGAGCAGCAGAGGCACCGGCGGGUCCACACCGGGGAGCGGCCGUCGGUCUGCCCCGUGUGCGGGAAGGGCUUCAUUCAGUCAUCCGGCCUGCAGAGGCACCGGCGGGUCCACACCGGGGAGAGACCAUUCACCUGCUCCGUCUGCGGGAAGGGCUUCACCCAGUCCACCAACCUGCGGACCCACCAGCGCAUUCACACCGGGGAGAAACCGUUCUCCUGCCCAGAGUGUGGGAAGGGAUUCACUCAGUUAUCCAACAUGGUGUCGCACCAGCGAGUUCACAACUUCAACCAGGAGAAGCACAAGGAGACCAGGCCCAUGGAGAAUCGGUGGAAAUGUGGGGACUGUGGGAAGGGAUUCCGUGUCCCGUCUGCCCUGGAAAUGCAUCAACGGGUUCACACUGGGGAGAGGCCCUUCACCUGCUCCGUCUGUGGGGAGGGAUUCAUUCACUUACGCCACUUGGGAACGCACCAGCAGGUUCACACUGAGGCAGAGCCAAUUACCUGCCCCAAGUGUGGGAAAACCUCCCCUCAACUGUCCAACCUGCAGCAGCACCAGCAGAUUCGCGCCGGGGAGAGGCCGUUCCCCUGCUCCGAGUGUGACAAAGGAUUCGGCUCAUCAUCUGCUCAGUGUAACCGCUGGACAGCUCACACCAAAGAGAGGCGCUUCACCUGCUCUGUGUGUGGGAAGGUAUUCAGUCGUUCGAACAGUCUGCUAACCCACCAGCUCGUCCACACCGGCGAAUGGCCCUUCACCUGCUCCGAGUGCGGGAAGGGCUUCACCCGCUCGUCCCAUUUGCUGACGCACCAGUGCGUUCACACCGGGGAGAGGCCGUUCACCUGCUCCGAGUGCGGGAAGGGCUUCACUCGCUCGUCCCAUUUGCUGACCCACCGACACAUUCACACCGGGGAGAGGCCGUUUGCCUGCUCCGUGUGCGGGAGAGGCUUCACUCAGUCAUCCCCCCUGCAGCGGCACCAGCGGGUCCACACAGGCGAGAAUCCGUUCUCCUGCUCCUUGUGCGGGAAGCGAUUCACUCAGUCGUCGAACUUGCUGCGCCACCAACGCGUUCACACUGGGGUGAGGCCAUUCCCCUGCUCCGUGUGUGGAAGGGAAUUCACUCGGCUAAUCCACCUCCAGAAACACAGCCGAGUUCACAGAGAGGAGGAAGGCAAUUCCUCACCUCCAAUGAGUGCAGGAAAGGAUUCUCUGAAUCGCCAAACCUGCACAGACAAUAGCGGGUUUGCACCUGCAAGAGAGGGUGCUCACCUCUUGUGAUGUAAGGUGUGUUAUUUCUCUCUGUUUUAAUAUCAUUCAUUUUUGCAUUUGGAUUUUGAACUAGUGGCAUGUGGGUUUUCCCUAUGUCUGAAGAAUUUUAAGGAUUAACGUGCAAGUAUUUCUGUAGCAAUGGUGAUAUCUUUUAAUACACAACCCGAGAGAAAUGUAAUUCCUGGUGUUUACUAGAAUUUUGUUCCAUUGGGAGAGUUUUAUAAUCAAAUAAUGUAAACAGUUAUUUAUUUGGCUUUCCGUUUAGAAGGUCUUUUUUUUAACUUUGAACAAGAGAAACACCCAUAGCUUGAUAAACGCUUUUGGGUUUCAGUUUGGCAGUUUUGUCAAAGUCUCAGCUGAGCUGGAUGUGAUGCUCCAGAGAAGGGGAGACAAUUUUGAACUGUUACAAAAUAUAUGACCUCAGCGUGAGAAGUUUCCUUGGAAAGCUUCAGACCAGACGUUUGUGGGGCAAAACGUUGUAAAAGGGAUACGUAAAAUUGAGAAAAUCUAAGCUCUAAAAUCAUUCUCUCAAUGCCACUGACUCUCGAACUCUUCCCUCUCCGCUUCAAUAAAGCUACAUUAUUUUGCACAACCCAGGAAUACGUAGCACUUGUAUGAAGAAUCGCAGAAGAAGCUAUCAGACUCUCAAGACCAUGGAAUGAGGCCACAGCUACUCCAUCCCAAUAUGUGAUAGAGAAAUCUUUCUAAUAUUUGAGUACUGUAAUGGGAAGCUGUUGGGAUGAAUUAGAUUACAUUUUUCCCCGUGCUGUAAAAUCUUUAAACAUGCUUCCAGAGGAAGUGAUGCAUAUGGAUACAGUUUCAGUCCUUAAAAGACAUUUGGAUAAGUACGUGAAUAGGAACGGUUUGGAGGGAUAUGGGCCAGGUGCAGGCAGGUGGGACUAGUUUAGUUUGGGAUUAUGUUCAGCAUGGACCAAUGAGUCUUUUUCCACGCUGUAUGACUCUCUGACAGUAUGUGACUUGUAAAUAGUUUGGUUUAGUUUGUUGUGUCUUCAUUUCUUUCGUGACAAACUUCUGUUUCAUUGUUCAAAACAAAUCUGA